Messenger RNA from Lobosporangium transversale, 1086 nucleotides. RefSeq lists its product as hypothetical. The transcript is spliced from 6 exons. Gene Ontology annotation, biological process: regulation of gene expression. Lineage: Eukaryota; Fungi; Mortierellomycota; Mortierellomycetes; Mortierellales; Mortierellaceae. Bases 160 to 1011 code for a protein of 283 amino acids. Gene Ontology annotation, cellular component: nucleus. Gene Ontology annotation, molecular function: histone binding. The record is from RefSeq and is a predicted model, not a curated record.
UGCUCAAUUACGCCUUGAUAAAAACAAAGAUGCUUAGAAUCCGGUCAUCUGGUGGCAGCCACAAACACACCUUGGAGCCUUCAUGUUUGGGAUUUAAGAGACACCGUAGAGCGAGCCAAGACUCCAAUAGUCAAGUAAAUUUGACAUCCUAAUCUCAAAAUGAAUAAUGUAUGUAUAUAUUGGUCUUUAACGAAUGUUUGUGUGCUCUUUUAUGAAAUUAGGUUGGAGAGGAAUAAACCACACGACAAAAUUUGGUUCGAUGUGCAAGGCAUGGAUGUCUGCAGUGUGGAUUGCUUCGGGAGGAUCCACUCUUAUGAUCUAUACAAGUCCGUGUCAUCUGUAGGAAGCGAUGCUACUAUAAAUCUUGACAGUACAGCCAGAGUUGAAAUUGAUCGAGAUUUCAAGUUCCACUCAUCUUGCAUCUCGAUUAAUUCAAUCGACUCGACAGUUCUUGUUGGAUCGGACGAAUAUGCGCAAAUCGCUCGGUGGGAUCCUCGAUCACCCAACAAGGCUGUUUUCGCUACCAUGGCUUGUAUGGACAAAGAAGGGACCGGUCAAAUAUAUGACCCAGUCUACAGUAUUGAAUGGAAUCCAAACAAUUCGAACGAAUUCAUGACAACGCAUUCUAAAACUGUGCGUGUCUGGGAUGUGCGCAAGAUGGAUCAUGAUGCAUUUGCCACGUUCCAUAACUUGGGGGAACAUACGCUGCGCAAAGCUCAAUGGUCGCCACAUCGAUCGGACUGCAUAGCAGGAUUAACAAUAGGCGGUCAAAUUUGUAUCUGGAAAAUUAAGAAGUUUGAUGGACCAGUGGAUCAGACUACGCCUCAACAGAUCCCAGAAAUGCUAUUUCGUCAUCAAGGCCAUGACUUGAUGGUAUCGGACUUCGCUUGGUGUCCAUACCUAGAAGAUGUCAUUUCAACGGUUGCCCCAGGAUCGAAAGAACGAGCAGGAAAUAUUCAAGUUUGGCGUCCAAGGAAUCUUCAUGACCUGGACGACAAUGGUGAACCCUGAUCUGAAAUAAAUUAAAGACCAACUUCACUAGCCUAAAUAAAUAAAUAAGCCUUACGAGGCAAAACACAAAAUUGG